Molecule: messenger RNA, 819 nt
Organism: Rosa rugosa (rugosa rose)
Lineage: Eukaryota; Viridiplantae; Streptophyta; Magnoliopsida; Rosales; Rosaceae
Exons: 1
Coding region: 117-578 (153 amino acids)
Source: RefSeq, a predicted model, not a curated record
CUCUUAUAUAUGAUCACCCUAGAAGCCAAGUCUUCUCUGCCAACUGAAAACUCACAUUUCGUUUCCAUUACAAAAACACAAAACACCACCCGUUCUUCCAUCCUCCUCAAUAAAACAUGGUCCGUCGGCUCCGAACAAACUCCGAAGCCGACUCGGACAGCUAUCCGAUACGGCUGAGCUCGAAGGCGAGGUUGCUCGCCUCCGUCUCGGCCCUCAUGGACAUAGCCAGCCGCCUAACCCAUAAGCUCAAGGCCAAGCCUAUGAUCAAGACUUCGUCGUUGAACAGGCCCAAGCAGCUGAUGGCGACCAUAAGCAACAAGGCCAUCACGUUCAUGCACCGGAAGAAGGUGGCCGGCGGUGGUGCGGGACCCAAGGGUGGUGGGGCCCUUGAGGAGGAGGAGUGGGGAGACGGCGGGGUGUGGCAGCGGUCGAUUCUGAUGGGGGACAAGUGCGAGCCGUUGGAUUUCUCGGGCGUAAUAUAUUAUGAUAGUAAGGGGCAGCAGCAGAACGGGGCUCCUCUCAGGUCGCCACGUGCGAGUCCCUUGCCUGGGUACCUGGAGAGGGCUCAGAAAAUCUGAGCGGAGGUCUCAGUGAUUUCUUCACCCGAGGGUGCUGUUGGUUUUUUCGUAGGUCACAGUCGAUUUUCAAUUUGGAAUUUUGGAAUUGGAGGUUAGGAGAUUUUAACAUUUUGUUACCAAAUAUGGUUUCCUACUCUUCAAAAAGAAGAAUUUUCUUGGCUUCACCCCUAUUAUAUUGUGGCAUAAGCAAUUAGUGGGUACAGUGUUAUUAUAUGGAAACAUUUUGUAUUUGGGAUGGCAA